CUUGACGUUAUACAUUGUUGUCUGUAUAUAACAUGUGUAUGUAUACCUUGCAUUUUCUUCUUUGACUUCUCAAUCAAUCCUGGAUAAGCCUCAGUGUGUUAUUGCAUGACAGUGCCCACGUGAUAUGAUUGACCAUGUUCUAUAUAGAAAUAUAGAAAAAAGACAAACCAGUAGUGAAGAAGAAAGAUCUCUUGAUAUAUUUGACAAGCUCUGAGCUUUCUAUCCUUAUCUUCACAGACAUGGCUUCAAAUCUAAAACUAUUCAUUUAUCUGCUGGUUUUCUUCUUGGUUUGUGCUACAAAUGGAAGUGCAAGAAAGAUGGUGGGGAUUUAUGAGCUCAAGAAGGGAGAUUUCUCAGUGAAAGUUACCAACUGGGGAGCAACUAUCAUCUCUGUUGUUGUUCCUGAUUCAAAAGGGAAUUUGGCUGAUGUUGUUCUUGGAUAUGAUAGCAUUGCUGAAUAUGUUAACAACACAGCUUAUUUUGGAGCAUUGGUCGGGCGUGUUAUUAAUAGAAUCUCAGGAGCACGAUUCGUCUUGAAUGGAACUGCAUACAGGUUAUAUGCUAAUGAUGGAAAGAACUCACUCCAUGGUGGACAUCGAGGAUUCAGUCAUGUAAUUUGGACUGUCCAAGAACAAUCAAAUGGUGAAUUCCCUUAUAUUACCUUCUACUACCACAGUUUCGACGGGGAACAAGGAUUUCCCGGAGAUCUCGAUGUGCUUGUAACAUACAAGAUCUCCGGCAAGUACAAGCUAGAUGUGAUCAUGCACGCAACACCAAGAAACAAAGCGACGCCUGUAAAUCUCGGGCAACACACUUAUUGGAAUCUCGGUGGAGAAGGCAGUGGCGACAUCCUGUCUAACUCCGUCCAAAUCUUCUCUUCAAAAAUGACUCCAUUGGACAAAAACCUCAUACCUACCGGAGAGAUCACUACUGUUGCAGGAACUCCAUAUGACUUUCGUAAGCCUAUGACGGUCGGGAGCAGAAUCAAGGAAACCAAUGGAGGGUAUAAUAUCAAUUAUGUGCUUGAUUCUCCGACGGAAGAUCAAGGCAUGAGAAAGGCUGCAGUUGUUAAGGAUAGCAAGACUGGUCGAGUACUUGAAUUGUGGACGAACCAGCCAGGAGUGCAGUUCUAUACUAGCAACUACUUGAAUGUCAAGGGGAAGGGCGGACAUGUGUAUAACCAGUAUGGUGCGCUGUGUUUAGAGACACAAGGGUUUCCUGAUGCUGUGAACCACCCUACAUUUCCUACUACGAUUGUGAAUCCUGGACAGGUUUACAGACACUACAUGGCACACAAAUUCUCCUUCCAGUAGAAUGUAAAGUCUAUGAAGGCCGGUGUUUGGGUUACUUCUUUGUGGUAUCAAUGGAAUAAAGUGUAUGUAACGGUUUAUGUCUACCAAACAAAGUCUCUAAACAAUGUCAAGUUGCUUGAAUUCAAAGAUGGAUUUAUCAGCACAAUGAUAA
Messenger RNA from Dioscorea cayenensis subsp. rotundata (Guinea yam), 1464 nucleotides. RefSeq names its product galactose mutarotase-like. Bases 240 to 1313 code for a protein of 357 amino acids. NCBI's taxonomy places the organism in Eukaryota, Viridiplantae, Streptophyta, Magnoliopsida, Dioscoreales, Dioscoreaceae. Gene Ontology annotation, molecular function: carbohydrate binding; aldose 1-epimerase activity. The transcript has 5 exons. Gene Ontology annotation, biological process: beta-D-galactose catabolic process via UDP-galactose, Leloir pathway; glucose metabolic process. The record is from RefSeq and is a predicted model, not a curated record.